GCCCCGCCCCCGCCGGCCCCGCCCCCGCGGGCGGAGGUGACGCGCUGUCAUGGCGGACGCGGUGGGAGCGGCGCGGCCGGAGGAGUGCCCGGGGACCGGCAGCGCCCAGGCGGGCAGCGCGGCCGCCUGCCAGGGAUGCCCCAACCAGGGGCUGUGCGCGGCCGGUGCGGCCGGGCCGGACCCGGCCGAGGCGGCGGAGCUGCGGGCGCGGCUGCGGGCGGUGCGGCACACGGUGCUGGUGCUGUCCGGCAAGGGCGGCGUGGGCAAGAGCACCUUCAGCGCCGCCCUGGCGCACGGGCUGGCGGCCGACGAGCACAAGCAGGUUGCUCUGCUGGACAUCGAUAUCUGCGGGCCAUCGAUCCCUAAAAUAAUGGGUCUGGAAGGAGAACAGGUUCAUCAGAGUGGAUCUGGAUGGUCUCCAGUGUAUGUUGAAGAAAACUUAGGUGUCAUGUCAGUGGGGUUCUUGCUUAGCAGCCCUGAUGAUGCAGUCAUCUGGAGAGGACCAAAAAAAAAUGGGCUGAUCAAGCAGUUCCUCCGUGACGUGGACUGGGGGGAGGUCGAUUACCUGAUCGUGGACACACCGCCGGGGACGUCGGACGAGCACCUGUCCAUCGUGCAGUACCUCAGUGCCACCCACAUCGAUGGGGCUGUCAUAGUCACCACCCCGCAGGAAAUCUCGCUUCAGGAUGUUCGGAAGGAGAUCAACUUCUGCCACAAGGUGAAACUGCCCAUCAUAGGUGUUGUGGAAAACAUGAGUGGCUUUGUGUGUCCAAAGUGUAAGAAAGAAUCUCAGAUCUUUCCCCCGACUACUGGUGGUGCAGAGAAGAUGUGCCAGAAUUUGAAUGUUUCCCUCCUGGGUAAAGUGCCUCUAGAUCCACAGAUAGGAAGAAGUUGUGACAGAGGCCAGUCAUUCCUGUCCGAAGCACCAGAUUCUCCAGCUACAUUGUCUUACAGGAAUAUCAUUCAAAGUAAGUCUGGGAAUCACUGUGCACUCUCGGUUCCGAGCACUGCUGCAAUAUAUAAAGGUGUUAAACAGGAUUAUUUUGCCACAAAUAAUAAAACAGGAAACGUGCAUAGCAAUUCUGAAAGUAACAGCUGCAAAUACCACGUUUGCUUCUGGGCAUCGGUUCUGACAGGCUUUUAAAGCCCUGAGGAGAUUGUGUUUGAUAGCUGGCUUCUGUGUUUGGUUCAGUCAUUCAUUUGCAGAGAUGUGUUCCCUUCCUCUCACAGAAGAGUUCUGAGGUUCUCAAGCAGGCCUGUGGAGGGUGCUCUCCAUAACCCAUGGGAUGCAGCUGGCUAAUUAUGCCUCCACUUCUAACUGUAAAGGCACAAAACUCCCAUUCAAAAACCACCUAAAGAGCUGGUGAUGUGCUGUUACAAAAUGCAGACAGCUGGGAAAUUCCUGAGGCCAUUUUCACCGUGAUAAAGGUCCAGCUUGAGAUAUUUGUACCAACAGGGGAUACAGUGAUGCAGCAACAACAGACUCCUGAUGUACAGCUGAAAUACCAUUUAUAUUACUUUCUCCAUGUCU
Molecule: messenger RNA, 1531 nt
Organism: Pipra filicauda (Wire-tailed manakin)
Lineage: Eukaryota; Metazoa; Chordata; Aves; Passeriformes; Pipridae
Gene: NUBP1
Product: nucleotide binding protein 1
Exons: 10
Coding region: 50-1144 (364 amino acids)
Biological process (GO): iron-sulfur cluster assembly
Cellular component (GO): cytosol
Molecular function (GO): 4 iron, 4 sulfur cluster binding; ATP-dependent FeS chaperone activity; ATP hydrolysis activity
Source: RefSeq, a predicted model, not a curated record